Molecule: messenger RNA, 1793 nt
Organism: Homalodisca vitripennis (glassy-winged sharpshooter)
Lineage: Eukaryota; Metazoa; Arthropoda; Insecta; Hemiptera; Cicadellidae
Exons: 5
Coding region: 28-708 (226 amino acids)
Source: RefSeq, a predicted model, not a curated record
UGUGUUGAAGAAAGCGGUACUCACAUCAUGAAGUAUAUAGUGAUAUUAUAUAUUUUGUGUAGCAUUAGAUGUUUUAAGGGAAGUAUUGUUGAUAAAUUUUCCAAACAUCUUGGAUCAACCCUAACUGAGGAAUUCAACAACUAUGUGGACCAAACUUUGGAUAUCUUGAAUAAUAAACAACUGAACUCAACAUUUUCCACUCUACCCAACCACAUCAUUAAAGGCACUUGGGGCUAUUUGCUUUUAGAUGUGGACUACACGAUUCAUCUGUCUAAUGGGUCUGUGACUGGUGUAGAAAGAUUGCAGAGGCUAGGAAACGCUUCCAUUAUCUACAACAAACAGGCCAAGAGUCUUCAACUCUCAGCAACUAUUCUUUUUCAGCAGAUUCAGGCAAGCUAUGCUGUGGAGGCGAAGGUCUAUGGAUAUAGUCACUACGGAACUGUCAGUUGCCAGGUAACUGGCUUGACUGCCAGUAUAGCAGUAAGUAUUAGUGACAUCAACCUGCAAGUCACCCUGGACAACUUCUCUGUCAGUGAUACACAAGGUGUGACAUCAACAUUCCAGGGCUCCAGCCCAGUGGUAUCAUAUUUUGCUCCUGCCAUCACUGCUCUCCCCACUCUCUCUUUUGAGCACGUUGAGACUACGGCUCGGUUAGCCAUCCAGUCCACGAUUGACACACUCAACAAUCCCAAUUUUGGCUAUUAUUAGAUAAAUACACAAAAAUAUUUGUACUAUUGGUUUAUAACCAUAGUCAAUACUUCAAAUGAAACAGCAAAUAUUGAAAAAAAUAUUUCACACGUUGGUUGGCCUAAUUUUUUCAUGUCACUAAUCAAAGCAUGAAAAUUAUCUAUAUAUCCCUUUUCUAAACAACCCAAUGUUAUAAAAUGGAGCAACAUGUGUCAUAUUUCCAAAUUUAUACUCUACAAGAACACUCUACGUCUUAUAAUUUGAAGGUUACAUUCCUGAUGCAUUUCAUAAAAAUGUUUAACAUUACGAAAUCCUAGCAUUUAGUCAUAACUAUUUUCAAUGUAAAAAUUUGUACACUAAUCAGGUCAUGGCAAGGUUUCAAGAAAGUGAACUAAUAGUGUGUAUAUGAGAUUCAGAUCAGAUCAGGUUUUCAGCAAACCAAAUAAAUGUGAGGUUUAUUAUGCUGUAGAAAUAUUGGAUUUUCUUGUCCUGUUCUAGGUGGUUUAAUAUUCUUUUCUUGGCUCAAGUUGUGUAAUGUAAACUUACUAAAAGAAUACUGGACUUGAGAAAUAGUUUUUAAGGUAGUUAUUUACUCUUCACAUCCAAUGAAGGAUAGUCAACAAAUUUAAAAUAAUGUAUCUUGGGUUAUGCUUGCGUUAAAUUUUUUUGCCUAACUCCUUGUAGACCAUCCUCCAUUGGAUAUGAAGAGCCAAUAACUACCUUAAAAACUACUUACUAAGUCCAAUAUUCAUUUAAUAAGUUUAGUUUUCACAACUUUAGCCAAGACAAGAAAAUUAAACCACAUAGAACAGGACCUACAUUGUAAAUAUUUCAAACCCCUUACAGGCCAUCCCUCUGACAUGACAAAAUAUGGUAGUUACUUCAAAAAGUAAGAUUUAUAGGUGCAGUAAUGAUGUACCAAGUUUUAUUACUUUACCUUUAAUCGUUCGGGGAUUAUUAAGCCUUUUUCUACACCCUGCAUAUAUUUACAUUUACACAGGGUUUUACUAAUAUUGUACAAUUUACAUUAUUUUACGAAGUGAACUAAUAAAAAUCAUUUAUGAAAGUGAAAAAACAGUUAUUUAAAAUCAAUACAAAGUGUAUGA